GUAAUCUUUUCCCUUUUGUGCAUUUGGGAUCCUCCUCAUGUAUCAAAGUCUUAAAAGGCUUUUUUGUACUAUAAAGGAGCAAAUGAACCCACCAAUUUCUUAACCAAUCUUCCCCUUAAUUUUCCACUCAACAAUUGCUUUUCUAAGUUCCUCUCUCAUUUCUCAACCCCAAAAGGCAUGGAUUUCUUCCACACCCAAAGGCAAAGCCAACAAAAACGCCAACCAAAGCAUAGCGACAAAAGGAGGCUAACAGAAGACCAAGUGAGGCUUCUAGAGAGAACAUUCACCACCAACAAGAAGCUUGAGCCUGAGCUCAAGCUCCAACUAGCAAGCCAACUAGGUGUGCCUCCAAGACAAGUUGCCAUUUGGUACCAAAACAAGAGAGCAAGAUGGAAGACACAGAGCUUGGAGCUUGACUACAAUACACUCCAAGUGAAGCUAGAAAACGCAUUGGCUGACAAAAGGAGAUUAGAGAAGGAAGUGAUUCAGCUUAGAGACGAGCUAAGAAAGGCUCAAGAAAUGGUGUUUGCUCUCAGCCAAGGGAUGGUUCCUUCUCAUCCUCAUCAUCUUCAUCCUGCUCUUCCGCUUCCACCUCCUCUUAUUGUUUCUUGCAACUCUUCUUGUGAUGAAGGAGGUAGCUCUAGCUUGCAUGAAGAAGUGAAUGGUGAGGUUUUGCAACUUGAUGAGCUCUAUGCUUGUUUGAUUGGCUCUGGUGGUGGUGGAUCAGCGUGGGAUUAGUGGGUUCUUGGCCAAAUUAAAAUAUUAUUCUUUUUUUUCCUAGAAAAACAAGUUCUUGGGGCCAUGGUUGUGUACUGCUUGGAAUUGAAUUAAGAAGUCUCUUGAGAUUUUGGCUGGAUAAUUGAGUAGGUGGUGUAUUGAUAUUGAGUAGAAUGAAUUAAUGUUAAUGACCCUUGUGAAUUAAUGUUAAUUUUCACAGGUACUUACUAUUUACAACAGAUUUUGGAGCCUGGGGGCUCAAUUGUAACAUCAUUUCACUAGUCUACCCCUUACAUGUUGAAUAUGUAAUUAGACUGACAGUUAGUAGUUAAA
Molecule: messenger RNA, 1050 nt
Organism: Hevea brasiliensis (rubber tree)
Lineage: Eukaryota; Viridiplantae; Streptophyta; Magnoliopsida; Malpighiales; Euphorbiaceae
Product: homeobox-leucine zipper protein ATHB-52
Exons: 1
Coding region: 178-738 (186 amino acids)
Biological process (GO): positive regulation of DNA-templated transcription
Cellular component (GO): nucleus
Molecular function (GO): sequence-specific DNA binding; DNA-binding transcription factor activity, RNA polymerase II-specific
Source: RefSeq, a predicted model, not a curated record